AUGGAUCCAAACCAACUCAACUCUUUCUUCAAUUACUUACAAAAUUUUUCUCAAAUUCCAAAUACCCAACAAUCUCAAACCUCAAACUCUCAAGUUCCAAAUCAAAACUUCACACUACCAAAUUCAUUUCAAAAUCCAAAUCCACAAAAUCUUUCUAAUUUCAAUUUUCAAGCUCCUUAUAAUAAUCAGUUUCCUAUAUUCCAACUGCAAAAUCAAAAUUCACAAACACCCCAUGUUCCAUUUUCGUCCAUAUUUAACCCUUCUAUCGGAAAUGUUACUCCAACUUCCUUGCCGUUUCCAACUCAAUUUAGUGCAUCAAGACAUAACUCAUCUGGUGUUGGUGGCUCUUCUAACCCAUCCUCUCAGACUCCUAUACAAUCUAGUCCAAAUUCGCAAUAUUCAGAUUUUGCCAACCCUCGUGGAUUAGAUGCUAUCGACCUUAAUGAUGAUGAUGUUGAAGAUCAGAGGCAAGAUAGUAUUCAAUACUGGCAUUGGAAAGAGGAUAAGAUGCUGAUCAGUGGAUGGUUAAAUAUUUCAACUGACCCUGUAGUUGGUACCGAUCAAAAGGGGGAAAUAUUUUGGAGUCGAAUUCAUAGCUAUUGUGUAGAAUUUUGCACCGACAUGACAACGGGGGUAGUUGCAUGUAAGAAACGAUGGUAUAAGAUCAACAAGGCUGUUGCACAAUUUGCUGGUUGCUACGAUCAAGCUAGUCGAAACAUAAGGAGUGGUUCGAACGCUGAUGAUAUAAAGGAGUUGGCUUAUAAACUUUAUUCCACAAAUUAUGGUCAAAAGUUCACUUUUGAGAGGCAUUGGAACAUGCUUCGGUUGGAGCAAAAAUGGAGAAGCUAA
Arachis stenosperma is the source of this 849-nucleotide messenger RNA. RefSeq names its product glutathione S-transferase T2-like. NCBI's taxonomy places the organism in Eukaryota, Viridiplantae, Streptophyta, Magnoliopsida, Fabales, Fabaceae. Bases 1 to 849 code for a protein of 282 amino acids. The transcript has a single exon. The record is from RefSeq and is a predicted model, not a curated record.